Agelaius phoeniceus (red-winged blackbird) is the source of this 3393-nucleotide messenger RNA. NCBI's taxonomy places the organism in Eukaryota, Metazoa, Chordata, Aves, Passeriformes, Icteridae. The record is from RefSeq and is a predicted model, not a curated record.
GCGCGCCCGAGGGAGCGUCGGGAGCGCGCCCGGGCGCCCCCCCUUCCCCCCCCCUCCGCCGGGUUCUCCCCCCCCCCCUCCUCCGCCCUCCGCCCCCCCUUCCCCUUCCCCUCCCCACCCGGGAGGAGAGGCACGGAGUGACCGACGGAGCCACCGCUCCGGCCGCUCCGACACCCCGCUCUCCUCCAUGGGGCACAGGUAAGCGCGCCGCCCCCCGCCCCCCGGGGCGAGCGGGGGUCGCCAUGGCCGCCCCCCCACCCCUCGAGGGGCGGCGGGGAGCCCCCCCCGCCGCUCCCGCACCGCCGCCCCGGUGUUAUCCCCGUUAUUAUCUCCCUUAUUAUGCCCGUUUUGAUCCCUAUGCCCGCUUUUAUCCCCGUUUUUAUCCCCGUUAUUCCCCCCACUGGCCGCCCGCCGCGGGGGGAGCGCGGCCGGUCGCGCCCUGCCCGCCGAGGGGGGCACGGAGCCUUCUUUGGGACGCGAUGUCCUAUUUGGUGUGGGUGGAUGGCUUAACUUGCUCAAGGGAGAGGAGAAGAGACAAGGGGGCAUUUUAACAGCAGCUCCACUUGCGGAUAGCCAGCCUCAAUCCCGGCUCCAGCAUUAAAACCCUUUCCGCCCCCUAAAAACCAGCAUCCGUGCAAGUUGGACCAAGAGUUUGUCAGGAGUGUGGUUCAAAACUGCUUGGAAAAAGGGAUGAGGACAUCUUAUGAACCUUCUGGAGCUUCUCAGCAGAGACCAUUCUCCUCUCUUCAUUGAAACAUGCACUGUCCAGCUGUGAAACAUUGCAAGGUUUAUUUUUGCUGACAGGAAACACUUUCAAGUAUCGUUCUGUCUUUCUCCUACAAGAGUUCACACCAGCGCUGUCAGAAGGUCACAAACAGGGCACUACCUGUGCUGCCCUGGGGCUGUUGAUGUCCUCAGCUGUUGUAGGAGAAACACUAGACCUGGAACCCAGUUUGUUACUGGACUUGUGGAAGAGGAAACAUAAAGAUCUCCAAAUGAAUAACCGAAAGGAAGAUAUGGAAAUUGCUUCCCACUACCGUCACCUGCUGCGGGAGCUGAACGAGCAGAGGCAGCAUGGGAUCCUCUGCGACGUCUGCAUCAUCGUGGAGGGCAAGAUCUUCAAGGCUCACAAAAACGUCCUCCUGGGCAGCAGCCGCUACUUCAAAACCCUCUACUGCCAGGUCCAGAAAACCUCAGACCAAGCCACAGUCACCCACCUGGACAUUGUCACCGCCCAGGGCUUUAAGGCAAUCAUUGACUUCAUGUACUCGGCGCACCUGGCGCUGACCAGCAGGAACGUCAUCGAGGUGAUGUCGGCCGCCAGCUACCUGCAGAUGACAGACAUCGUGCAGGCCUGUCACAACUUCAUCAAAGCAGCUCUGGACAUAAGCAUCAAGUCUGAUGCCUCGGAGGACCUCGUUGAUUAUGAGCUGGGAGCCCCUUCCAGCAGCAGCACGGACGCUCUGAUCUCAGCAGUGGUGGCUGGCAGGAGUAUAUCCCCCUGGCUGGCUCGGAGAACCAGCCCAGCAAACUCCUCUGGGGACUCAGCCAUUGCCAGCUGCCACGAGGGAGGGAGCAGUUAUGGGAAAGAGGAUCAAGAACCAAAACCAGACAGCCACGAAGACAUUUCAUCCCAGUCUCUCUGGGCUAGUGACAUGGGCUAUGGGUCUUUGCGUAUCAAAGAGGAGCAGGUGUCCCCGUCCCACUACGGAGGGGGUGAGCUGCACUCUGCCAAGGAUAGUGCAAUACAGAGUGGGUUCUCAGAGCAAGGAGGGGGGGAUGGCUGGCAGCCCACGGGCCGCAGGAAGAACAGGAAAAACAAAGAAACUGUCAGACAUAUAACACAGCAAGUGGAGGAUGACAGCAGGGCAAAUUCUCCUGUGCUGCCCCUUUUACCUGCCUCAGGAUGGCCGUACAGCAGUCGAGACCCAAGCGCCGAUGCGGCCGGGACGGAGCCCAGCAGCUCGGACAGCCGGGUGGAGCGGCCGGAGCCCUACAGCAACGUGGAGGAGGCGCUGCUGGCGGGGGAGUCCAGCUACAUCCAGCAGCCCCUGACUCCGGACAAGGAGGAUGCGCUGCAGGCAGCCACUGUCGCCAACCUGCGUGCGGCUCUGAUGAGCAAGAACAGUUUGCUGUCGCUGAAAGCCGACAUGCUGAGCGAGGACAGCUCGCUGCUCUUCGAGUACCUCCCCAAAGGCACCCACUCGCUCUCCCGGCCUGGCACCAGCUCGAAUCCCUCAAGGGGUGAAAGUGAUGGCAAAGUGGAAGCACCAUCUCCCCCGCUGCCUUCAGCACACCUUGCCACUCAGAGCCCCACCAGGAUCUGCUCUUCUGGUGAAAUGUCACCAGAAACUGGGAUAAAAGGAGAGGUGCCUUCCUCAACCCAGGCAGCCUUUGAUAGAUUGCUGGCACUUUGGCAGUUUGAUAACUCUGACUCAGAUUCCAGUUUCCCAAGAUCUGAAGACACAGACAUCACCUCUGAUGGGACCUUCCUGGACUCAGCCCUGGCCACGAGGCUGACCUGUGGCUUCUGCAGGAGGGUGUUCCAGCGUGCUGAGGAGCUGCAGGAGCACAUCCACAAGCACACCCUCUCCAUGCUGCUCCCGCUCGACUGCUCCCAGCCCGGCCUCACCAGCGGCCAGCUCGGCCGCUUCCAGUGCUCCAAGUGCCCCGCCAGCUUCACCCUGAAAUCCAACAUGGAGCGGCACGAGAAGACCAUCCACUGCCACUGUAAGAAGAUGCAGUGUCCUCACUGUGCCAAGCUGUUUCGGGACAAGACAGACUUAAAGCGGCACCUUCUGUCCAUGCACUCGAGCGAGCGCGCCUCGGUCUGUCUCUGCUGUGGGAAGGGCUUCGGAGCCCAGAAGAGCCUCAGUAGCCACCUGAAAAUGUGUUCCCUGGGCUCUGCCCACCUGGCUGGGCUGGAGCUUAUGGACAGUGUAGGGCCAAGCCAGGAUCCUGAGCAUGCAUAGCUGCUGCUGUUGUUGUAUACAAGAUGCUUCCUCGAACUAGGAAAAGCAAAUCGUGCCAUGGUUCUUGUGCUGCAAAUAAAUGUUCACAGGUGUAAUUUCAUAGAGUGAUUCCCCAAAGGUGAUCAGUUGGUGCUGUGCUGGUUCCAGAUGCUGUGUCACUGCAGCCUUGUGGCAAUUUUUGUGCAAAGAUAACUUUUUUUGGGUCCAUAAAACGGGCACUUCGACUGUUUUAUUGGAGUGCUCAUUCUAUGUUCUGACACUGCCUUGAACUGCUUUAUCAGUUGAUCUCAAAGUGCUUUAUAAAAGAAAUGGGGAUGUUUUCCUCCAAUUCCUCUGGAAAAUAACAUCCCUCAGGUUGUUGAAAGUGCUAGCAAUAGAAUUAAUAAUAGAAUUCAAUUCUGAGUUCUGCUCUAGUGCUCUG